Messenger RNA from Saprolegnia parasitica CBS 223.65, 510 nucleotides. RefSeq lists its product as hypothetical. NCBI's taxonomy places the organism in Eukaryota, Oomycota, Saprolegniomycetes, Saprolegniales, Saprolegniaceae. The transcript is spliced from 2 exons. The record is from RefSeq and is a predicted model, not a curated record. Bases 1 to 510 code for a protein of 169 amino acids.
AUGGCCCAGAAGCUCUCGCUCGCGUUCCUCGUGCACGACUUCACCUCGCCCUCGAGCUGCCCGCAGAGCCCCGAGACGAACGCGACGAGCCUGCGCAGUCCGCGCGUGAGCCCGCUCAUGGCCAAGACGCGGUCGCCGCCCGCGCCGCGCUCGCGCCCGUGCAAGCACGCGGGCUGCACCAAGUUUGCCGUGACGCGCGGCCACUGCAUCGCCCACGGCGGUGGCAAGCGCUGCAGCGUGGCCGACUGCCCGAGCGGCGCCAAGACCAACGGCCUCUGCUGGAAGCACGGCGGCUCCAAGACGUGCUCGUUCCCCGACUGCUCCAACCGCUCCAAGACGUACGGCGUGCCGACUGCAUAUUUUUCGGCGCUUCGCCACGGCCUCUGUUGGGCGCACGGCGGCGGCAAGCGCUGCCGCGCCGACGGCUGCCAACGGCCAGCGUACGAGCGCAACGACAACCUCUGCGACGUCCACUGCUCCAAGAAGAAGCACCGGAGCGCGCCGUAUUAG